GGUGCUGAUUUGAUCCAAGUUGUAUUGUACAACCUUCGUAUCGCGACAUCUCUUUUCCGGUAUUAAGUUGACAGGGUUAUCUGGUUCGCCCUCUUAUCGUUCAUAAUGCCACGUGAGAUUAAAGAAAUCAAGGACUUUCUUCUGAAAGCCAGGAGGAAAGAUGCAAAAUCUGUUAAGAUCAAGAAGAAUGCUGACAAUGUUAAAUUCAAGGUUCGUUGCUCAAGGUUUUUGUACACACUUGUGAUCACCGAUAAGGAAAAGGCAGAGAAAUUGAAACAAUCUUUACCUCCAGGUCUUCAAGUGAAAGAAGUUAAGAGGAGCGAACGUAUGUAAUGAAUCGAAUAAAGUAAUUUUUUAAAAUGUACAUACGUUUAAUCGUCCGUUCGUUCAUUGUAUCGAUAGAAUAAAAGAUUAUAAGGGUGUCGAAAGGAAAUGCAACUGCGUUCAUUAAAAAAUAUCAAUUUUCAAGA
Messenger RNA from Nomia melanderi (Alkali bee), 470 nucleotides. RefSeq names its product ribosomal protein L38 (gene RpL38). Gene Ontology annotation, biological process: protein-RNA complex assembly; translation. Gene Ontology annotation, molecular function: structural constituent of ribosome. The record is from RefSeq and is a predicted model, not a curated record. NCBI's taxonomy places the organism in Eukaryota, Metazoa, Arthropoda, Insecta, Hymenoptera, Halictidae. Gene Ontology annotation, cellular component: ribosome; cytosolic large ribosomal subunit.